This is a messenger RNA of Anisakis simplex (herring worm), 312 nucleotides long. Lineage: Eukaryota; Metazoa; Nematoda; Chromadorea; Rhabditida; Anisakidae. The record is from the annotation of a GenBank genome assembly.
AUGGAAUGUUUACAGAAUCAAUUUGAACCUGCAAUAUCCGAGAGCAUUGGUCCUGUACAAAGUCUCAUUGCACCCAAUCAUCUGGCAGAGUUUAUUUGGAAAGGAUGGAUUGCUUUCGAGUCAGAAGUAUUACAAGAUUCGACUGUGGCAAACUUUUACUCGUGGGGACCACGUGCUAAGGCCACUAUCGAUCGAAUGAAAUUAUUGGAAGCAUUCUGUAGAAUCAAUGGAAGUGAAUGUGCACAAUGGAAAUAUCACCUGCAAGACGCAACAAACGCAUCAUCAAACAGCGCUGAAACGCAACGCGAAUAG